Molecule: messenger RNA, 411 nt
Organism: Ogataea philodendri
Lineage: Eukaryota; Fungi; Ascomycota; Pichiomycetes; Pichiales; Pichiaceae
Exons: 2
Coding region: 1-411 (136 amino acids)
Source: RefSeq, a predicted model, not a curated record
AUGCAAGUCACUCAAUAUGAUCUCACAGAUCUCCUUGCUGCUUCUUUUGAAGCCCUUGGCAGAAACUGCAUCGUUGGCCAAGAUCUUAUACGUUUCGGCAAAUUGCUGGAACUCGAUUCUGUUUGGAUAUCCAGAUCUGGCAAUACGAAUACCUUCCAAGACACCAUUGCAUCUCAGCUGUUCCAAAACAAGCUUCUUGUCAAAUUGAUUAGGUGUCUUGCUCGUGUUCGUUCUAAAUCUUCCGCUUCUUCUAGCGGCUCCUCCUUUAACAGGAGAGUCAGAAACAUUAGCCAUCAUCUGAGCCGAAGAAUCAAAAAGAUCCUGGAUAAAAGAGUCUUUAGAAUUGGAAAGCAACUCAACAAGAGUGUUGCUCAAUGGAUCCUUGUUCUUAUCAAGCCACCCCUCAACUGA